AUGGAGACCGCAAUAGCUAAAUCUUUAAAGCAAGUUAUCGAUAAAGUUAAUUCAGCUAUAAAAAAUAGUACUAAAACCAGUAGAUGCACAAUAGUAGGUGCUUCUAAGACAAAGCCUCUUGAGUUAUUGUAGCAAGCUUAUGACGCUGGUUUAAGACAUUUCGGUGAAAAUUAUGUUGAUGAAAUUGUCACAAAAGCACCUAAACUUCCAUAAGACAUAAAAUGGCAUUAUAUUGGACAUCUACAAACAAAUAAGAUUAAAUAAGUACUUGUCCCAAAUCUGUACAUGCUUGAAACAAUAGAUUCAAUAAAGUUGGCAACUAAGGUAAAUAAAGAAUGCUAGAAGCUAUCCAAAAAGUUAAAAGUUUUAAUUCAAGUCAAAACAAGUACUGAAGACACCAAAUCAGGAGUAAGUACUGAAGAUGCUCCAGCUCUUGUAGAGUUUAUUAUGACACAAUGUCCCAAUUUAGAGUUUUCAGGUUUGAUGACAAUAGGAUAUGAAGGGGAUGAGAACGCAUUUAUUCAACUUUACGAUUUGAAAAUAGAAAUAUGUGAGAAAUUUAAGUUGAACAAAGAUGAAAUAGAGCUAUCUAUGGGAAUGUCAUAAGAUUUUGAAAAAGCAAUUCUUUAUGGAUCAACUAAUGUUAGAAUUGGAACAACUAUUUUUGGAGCAAGAGAGUAUCCUAUGAAGGCCUAAUGCAAAGAAGAACAUAUAGAUGUUGCUGAAACAAAAUAAAAUGAAUAAUAAUCAUAAAAAAAGGAAACAGAAACUCAAUAGGAAGGGAAAAAAAGUGAGUGA
Messenger RNA from Tetrahymena thermophila SB210, 798 nucleotides. Its product is annotated as pyridoxal phosphate enzyme, YggS family protein. The transcript has 7 exons. Gene Ontology annotation, molecular function: pyridoxal phosphate binding. The record is from RefSeq and is a predicted model, not a curated record. NCBI's taxonomy places the organism in Eukaryota, Ciliophora, Oligohymenophorea, Hymenostomatida, Tetrahymenidae. Gene Ontology annotation, cellular component: intracellular anatomical structure.